This is a messenger RNA of Durotheca rogersii, 1262 nucleotides long. RefSeq lists its product as uncharacterized. NCBI's taxonomy places the organism in Eukaryota, Fungi, Ascomycota, Sordariomycetes, Xylariales, Xylariaceae. The coding region runs from base 187 to 747 and encodes 186 amino acids. The record is from RefSeq and is a predicted model, not a curated record. Gene Ontology annotation, biological process: protein folding in endoplasmic reticulum. Gene Ontology annotation, cellular component: EMC complex. The transcript is spliced from 4 exons.
AUCACAUUACCACUGUUGGGCUACCGUCGCUGGUUGGGGCUUACCUUACCUCUGCUCGACAACACGUCUGCACAACCGCGUCUCCGAACCGCACCAGCCCGAGGGAGGCAUCAGAACACCACGCCGCAUCCGUGAAUAUUUCGCACGAGACAGUGUCCUCGAAUCGGUCCCGGAGUCUUGGCGGAAAUGUCAUCGAACCCUUUACCUCUCCCGAAAUGGGUCGCCGACCUGCAAAAUCCGCCAGCGCCCAAGUCCAAAGCUGGCAGCAUUCCCGACCCUCCCGGUUACCCGUCCCAAUCCGCGGCGGUGUCCAAGAAACAAGCGUCGAAAGAAGCUAAAGCGCUGCCCCGCAAGCAGCCGACGGCCGAGGAGAUGGAUACGUUGAAGCUCAAGAAGGCUUGGGAGGUGGCCCUGGCCCCCGUCAAGAGCUUGCCCAUGACGGCCAUCAUGAUGUACAUGUCGGGGAAUUCGCUGCAGAUAUUCAGCAUAAUGAUGGUAUUCAUGGCCUUCAAGAACCCCAUCAUGGGCAUCAUCGCCACCAACCAGGCCUUCGAGCGGUUUGAGAGCGAGAGCAACAAGGCCAAGAUAAUCCAGGCCAAGCUAGCCUACGUCGCCAUGCAGAUGGUCGCUCUGGCUGUGGGCAUAUGGAAAGUCAAUGCGAUGGGACUGCUGCCGACUACGAGAUCGGACUGGCUUGCCUGGGAAGCCCAGCGAGAGCCGCUAGAACAUGCUGUCUCAGCACUAUAAAUGCAUCUUCUGCUCUGCCUAUCCCUGUGUCUUGUCUCCACCCCCACCACCCCCCUGCCCCUAUCGGCCCAGGCCCUGCUUCUUGCCUUCCCACACGUGAUACCCAAGGGCAGUUCACCGCGAUCCAGAAGUGGCAGCGGCCUCACUUGGUGGCGUUGCUCCCUGCGACCCCCCGUUCCGCCAGGCGUUUGAUGGCUCGGCUUCUGCCUUGACGGUAACUGACGCCACGUUAUGAUAUGGCUCAUCUAGCAUAGGUUGGUCGUUCCAACGCGUCAGGGCAUCUCCACCGUGGGUCGCCGUUUCCCGCCAGUCUUCGUGUCCCGAUCUGGCAUCAAGAGUCUGUCGGAGAUCAGCCCAGGGACGGUAGAGCGUAGCAACACUACUGCUCUCGGGGUCCGAUAGUGAAUGCGUUGCGAGUGGAGUGUCCGUUGGAGGGGGGACCGCGUUGGCGCUCCUCUGCUGUUGUGGUUGUCAGUUAUCAGUCUCUAAUUAGUCUAUAUAAAGCCGAAUUCCGA